AUGGAUAAAGUAGUGCAGCUCUUUAGAAAUGUAAGAAAGGCAUUCCCUAAUCAAGAAGGCAGCAAAAGCCCCAGGUUAAGUAUUAGCACAGAAGCCCAAGGAUUCAAAAUUGCAAAAGACGGCACAAAAAUAGUUAACUUUCUACCUCUAAACAUCUACGACGUCCUGCCACCAGACCACCCCCGGAUAGGCGAGUACCACGAUGAAGGGUUCUUCAACAUCAAAGGUUACUCAGCACUUGAAGUCAGUUCAUUCCUCAAAGUGCAAGCAGAAAACUUCCCUCUCUCCGAUACCCUCCUCAGUACUCUCACAACCCCAAUUUCUGCCACAAAGUCCGACAAAGACCUCCUAAAUCUCCUGCAAGGAUGGAAAGAAAUCUUCGACGAGUGGUUCUUCGCGGGAAUUAUGGUAGGUCGAUACACCCUCAAACUCAGAUACAUGGAUCCCUCGAAUGCAGGCCAGUAUGAAAAUACCACCAGUGCCAUUAUCCUGAGUUCCUCUGCUGACCUCACGUUGACAGAUCCACACUCAACAAAUUCCAAAGAGGAAUUCCUAAUUCAGACACUUCUACAUGAGCAGGUGCACGCUUUCAUCGCGUUGUCUUGCUGUAGAAAAGAGUGUUGUAAGCAGAUUUAUGACAACCCUUCGCUUGGGGGACCAGGCGAGGAUGGUCACGGACCAGCUUGGGCGGAUUCUAUGAUUAUUUUGACGGAUACUUUGAGGAAGCAGGUAAGUUGGCAUGUCAAUUCGAUCUUCGGGGGGAACGUUGUGCAGAGCAUGGCUGUUGGAGCGUGGCAACCGACGGUUGAGCAGCUUAAGUAUUGGGGUAUUGGGGUCACUCGGGAGGAGGUGAUGUAUUGGAGUGAUAUUGAGAAAUGGGAUAAACAGCGAUUGUCGACCCUGCAGCACGAAAGAAAGACCUAG
Messenger RNA from Hymenoscyphus albidus, 924 nucleotides. The record is from the annotation of a GenBank genome assembly. NCBI's taxonomy places the organism in Eukaryota, Fungi, Ascomycota, Leotiomycetes, Helotiales, Helotiaceae.